AAUUAAGUAGCAUCUAUAAUCCAGUGCUAUGAUAUAAAAUUUGCACAAAUUAAACCGUCUCCUCAAAACAAUUAAAACAUAUUAAAACAGUUUUAAUUCAUCUCAUUAUUCUUAUACAGGUAAGAUAUUAAAAUUGUAAACGUAAGAUAUAAGAUACAAACAAGAAAAAAUUUAAAUUGAGAGAUGACAAAAUUAACCGUGUAUCCCGUUUUGAUUGUAGAACAAUUUUUUAAUGUUCACAGAGGUGUAAUCUAGUAAAUAUAUACCAAAACUUGGGGAUUAAAAGAAAGAUGGUGGAUAAAAGUAGCUUCACACUAUCUCAAGUAAAAAGUUUGGGCAAUGUGGUUUAUUUUGUGUAAAUAUGCAAUCUUCAUUUCAGUUAGUACAAUAAUUAUUUUUUAAACUCAUUUUAAAACUGAGGAUAAUCACAAAUUGACAACGUAUUAUUUCUAUCAACAUGGAAAACUCUCUUGUCAAUUUAGAAUUUUGUCAGAAGAUUCCUAAAGUAGAAUUACAUGCACAUUUAAAUGGAUCAAUAUCUCAAAAGACUUUACGAAAACUUUAUAAUUGUCAUAAAAACAAAGACGAAUUAUCAUUCAAGGAAGAUGACAUUGUGCUGUCUGGACAGCAGGAUCAUACUAAAGCAUUUAAUGCCUUCAGACUGAUUCACAGUUUAGUUGUCGAUAUUGAAAGUGUCAAGAUUGUUACAGGUGAUGUAAUAAAUGAGUUUUAUGAUGACAAUGUAAAGUAUCUUGAAUUACGAAGUACUCCUAAAUGUUUAUCCAAUUCAAGUAAGGAUGCUUACAUAGAAGCAAUUGUUGAUACAAUUCAAAAUUGUGUGACAUGUCACGAUGACUUGACAGUAUUAUUUCUUGUCAGUAUUGAUAGGGGGAGAUCUAUCCAGGAAGCAGAGGAGAACUUGAAUUUGGCUUUAAAGUAUCACAAACUUUUUCCUAAAAUUGUAGUUGGUGUUGAUUUUAGUGGAGAUCCAUCAGUUGGAGAUGCAAAAGAUUUUAUACCUUACUUGAAAUCUGCACGAAAUAAUGGUCUCAAGGUUGUUCCUCAUGUUGGCGAGGUACAAAACCACAACGAAGAUCUUCUUGUUUUACAAUGUCAAGCAGAUCGUAUUGGUCAUGCUGUAUUUAUUCAUCCAAAACAUCAAGGCUCAGAAGAGCUAUUUGAAGAAAUUAGGAAGUUUAACACACCGAUCGAAAUUUGUUUAUCUUCCAACGUGAAGUGUGGUUUGGUGCAGUCUUUCUUUGAACAUCCAAUACAAGAAUGGUAUUCCUUACAACACCCAAUCAUUAUAUGCACUGACGACAAAGGCUUAUUCGAUACUUGUUUGUCAAAAGAAUACUCCAUUGCAGCGAAACUGUUAAACCUUAGCGAGAAGAAAAUAUGGGAGCUGUCCAAAGAAACGAUUAAUUACAUCAGUGCUUCUGAUGCUGUUAAAGAACGCUUGAGAAAGAUUUGGAAAGCCAUGGAACUUCAAGUAUUUGAGACAUAGAAAGUUGACGUAAAUGGAUUUUUUUAAUGUGAAUUUCUAUAAUUAAUUUCUGUUGAAUGUAAGCAUUUUUUAGAAAUGUAUUAUGUAUUUUAACUUUCAAAAAAUAUAGAGUCGUUAACCCGUGGAAAAAUCCACAGGUUCGGCCUUCUUUAACACGCUAUUUCGUGCGCCUGUUGCACGACACCUUUCUUGUGGACACA
This is a messenger RNA of Hydractinia symbiolongicarpus, 1707 nucleotides long. RefSeq names its product adenosine deaminase-like protein. Gene Ontology annotation, biological process: inosine biosynthetic process; adenosine catabolic process. The coding region runs from base 458 to 1507 and encodes 349 amino acids. NCBI's taxonomy places the organism in Eukaryota, Metazoa, Cnidaria, Hydrozoa, Anthoathecata, Hydractiniidae. Gene Ontology annotation, molecular function: adenosine deaminase activity. The record is from RefSeq and is a predicted model, not a curated record. The transcript is spliced from 3 exons.